This is a messenger RNA of Fusarium poae, 1242 nucleotides long. RefSeq lists its product as uncharacterized. The coding region runs from base 1 to 1242 and encodes 413 amino acids. Lineage: Eukaryota; Fungi; Ascomycota; Sordariomycetes; Hypocreales; Nectriaceae. The transcript has a single exon. The record is from RefSeq and is a predicted model, not a curated record.
AUGGCUGUUCUUUCUCUUCUCACAGUGGCUCUGGCCCUUUCUUCCCCGGCCAUGGCCCGGCCUCGCCCACAAUUCAACAAUGGAGGUGAUGCUCAAACACCCGGUGCUGGUUUGGGCGGUGGUCUCAUCCCUACUGUCCUCCCUGGUGCCGGUGCUACUGAGACCGCUGGUGGUGGUCUCGGCGGUGCCCUUCCCACUGGUGGUCUCGGCGGUUUGUUGCCUGGUGCCGGUGGUGCCGCUCCGGACGGUGAGACCAUACGCGACAAGAUCGAAAAAUUCCUUACCGAUCUUCUCGGAGGUGGUGACAAUAACGCUGACCCUCCUGCCGCCGCCCCAACAGGCGGAGCCGGCGACGGUGCCAGCACUGCUACUCCUGUCGCCACCCCCGGCAGCGGCGAUGCUGGAGCCGACAAGCCUCCUCUCUUGACCCCUGGCAGAAAUAACGCCGGUGGUGCCAUUCCUACUUUCGUUGCUGGACCUGGCGCAGGUUUCGGAAACGGUGGAAACGAUAAUACCUCUGAAGAUCCUGUUGCCCCUACUCUCAUCCCUUCUCCGGGCAGUGGUCUUGAUGGCCCUGGCACUGCUCCUGGCGCUGUUAUUCCCACGUUUGUUGCUGGACCCGGUCAAGGCUUCGGAGACGGUGAGACCCCCACGCCCGGGACUGGUGCUGGUAACAGCAACGACAACGCUUCUGAUGCUCCCCAAACCCCUACGCAGACACCUGGUAGCGGCAGUGGCACUCUGCCUACCGAUGGCCUGGCCGCUCCUAGCGGUGCUAUCCCUACCUUUGUUGCUGGACCAGGUAACGGCUUCGGCGAGGGUGGCAACGCCCCUACUACACCUGGAUCUGGCAACGGCAACGGCAACGAUAGCGACAACACUUCUGACACCCCCACCCAGACACCUGGCAGUGGCAGCGGAACUCGACCUGGCGGUGAUCUGGCUGCACCCAGUGGUGCUAUUCCCACCUUUGUUGCUGGACCAGGUAACGGCUUCGGCGAGGGUGGCAAUGCGCCUGCUACACCUGGAUCUGGACUCGGCGGCGGCAACGAUGACUCCAACGAUGCUCCCGAGACUCCAGGUCGCGGCAGCGGCAGAGGAGGCCUCCUUGAUGGCCUGCUUCAACCCGGAAGCGGAAGCCAGACUGACUCCAACAUUCCCACUUUCGUUGCUGGCCCCGGUAAGGGCCUUGGCCGCAGGGGUCAGAACAGCGGCCUUCAAAGGCGCGCUCGUCGCUCUUAA